GUCACACUGGGACCCAUCAAUCGAAGUCCACAUUUGAAAUGGUUUGUGAAAUAGAGAGCGUGUGUCCCACACAUCUUUGAGUGGUGGCAUAGAACAGACUUUUCUCGUAUUCUUCUUGUACCAAUUACCAACCAAUAUGUUGUCCACUCUCUCUUCUCUCUCUUUCUCCAAACACUCUGACAAUGAAAUCAUCAGCAUCAUAUCUGUAUUCUUGAAUCUGAUUUAUCUUAUCUUCCAGUUGGAUAUUAGCCAGCCCCAAUCCAAAGGAGAUUUUAAUUAUGGAUCCUGAUAAGGGAUUGAUUUCAGAUCCUUGGAAAAAACCCUCUUUCGCGUGCAAUGAACUUUUGGAGGAUGAACAACCAGACUACCUCCAGUUCUUGAACAGUUUCACUUUGCAUCAGCAGAAGUGGGAAAGUUCAUUUCUUGAUCAGGUGAGGGUUCAGAAUGAGUUGUCCCAGCUCAACCAACCGCCAUCGGGCAAUGAAUCCUCUCCCUCUACCAUCAGCAACAUCAGAACUAGAGCUCUAUCAGAUCAACAAGGUUGCGACUCAAACAGGAUUCGAGAUUGGGAUCCGAAAACCAUGCUGACCAACCUAUCUUUUCUUGAAAAAAAGAUCCAUGAACUCCAGGAUCUGGUGCGCUUGAUUGUGGGUCGUCAAGCAAAUGAGCUCUUAGUUCGCCAGCAUCUCAUUACAGCCGACCUAACUUCUAUCAUAGUCCAACUGAUAUCAACUGCUGGCAGCCUUUUGCCUCCAGCAGUGAAGAAGCACACUGACCAGGUUGUGCAGCCUUCACAAGGUGUUCUUAACAACAUGAGUAAGGUUGAAGGUACAGAUCAGCAGAACUGUAGGGUGCUUGAAGAACCGGAGUCGAAAGAUGAAGAUGACGAAGAAGAAAACUUGGCCCCUGGUUCCUAUGAGAUUCUUCAGCUGGAGAAGGAGGAGAUUCUUGCACCCCACACUCACUUUUGCACCAUUUGUGGGAAAGGGUUCAAGAGAGAUGCCAAUUUGAGGAUGCAUAUGAGGGGCCAUGGGGAUGAAUACAAAACUGCAUCUGCUCUGGCAAAACCCCACAAAGAACCCACCUCUUUACCUACACUCAUCAAGAGGUAUUCAUGCCCUUAUGUGGGGUGCAAGCGCAACCGGACCCACAAAAAGUUUCAACCUUUGAAGACCAUCUUGUGUGUCAAAAACCAUUACAAGAGAACCCAUUGUGAGAAAAGCUACGCUUGCAGCCGAUGUAACGUAAAGAAAUUCUCGGUCAUUGCGGAUCUCAAGACGCAUGAAAAGCAUUGUGGCAAAGAUAAAUGGCUGUGUUCCUGCGGUACAACUUUCUCCAGGAAAGACAAGCUGUUUGGCCACAUCACCCUUUUCCAAGGUCACACGCCCGCGGUUCCCCCACCAGAUGACCACCAUGUUAACAAUGAAGCAUCCAUGGGUGCUCCAACGGAUCAUCCAGAGUUAAAUGCUUCCGAUGCUCAUACUGGUGCGGGCAGUUACUUCUCAACAUUGAACUAUGAUGAAACGGGUAAUCUUGGGGGUGGAUUUCAUGAUUUCCCAAGAGUCCCAUUUGAAGAUUCGGAUAGUUCCUUUUCUUUCUUAUUAUCUGGUUCGUGUGAUUACCCGCAGAAGGUUGGCAAAUAUAUGGAGUCCCAUGAAUAGGGAUGAGCCAGUAAUCUGGUGUAGCCUUGUACCUAGGAGUUGUCCCCAUUUCUCUUGAUUGCCUUAUUGUUGUAUUGGCCACAUUUUAUGUCAUGAAUCUAUUCAUCAUCAUCAUCAUCAUCAUCAUCAUAUUGAAUAAAGAUCUACUUUCAGU
Cuscuta campestris is the source of this 1815-nucleotide messenger RNA. NCBI's taxonomy places the organism in Eukaryota, Viridiplantae, Streptophyta, Magnoliopsida, Solanales, Convolvulaceae. The record is from the annotation of a GenBank genome assembly.